UAAGGUCCAGCCUAGGUCUCGGGCUGCGCCGCCAUCAUCACUGUCCCCUUUCCGUCCAAAUGAGUGAAAGCGAGGGCGCCGGAAUGAGACGCCGCCUCCCCGGCACCUCAUCGACGGCGCCUGCCUCCCCGCUUGAAGUCGACGACCUCCUUCGUGAGAUCCUUCUCCGCCUCCCGCCUCAGCCAUCCUCGCUUCCCCGCGCCUCCGCAGUCUGCACGCGCUGGCGAGGGCUCGUCACCGACCCCAAUUUCCUCCGCAUCUUCCGCGUCCACCACCCGAAGCCGCCCCUCCUCGGCUUCAUCGAGCUUGGCCACAUGGGGAUCAAGUUCACCCCCAUUCUGGACCCUCCCGACCGCAUUCCUCCGGAGCGCUUCCACCUUGGACCCUGCAGCCGCGGUACCGAAGUACUCCAUUGCCGCCAUGGUCUCAUCCUCGUCAUAGACAUGGCGUGGAAGGAGGUCGUUGUGUGCGACCCCAUCGCCGGCGAGCAGCGCCACGUAGCCAUUCCGCCGGUGCUGAGGCGGUACGACCUCAACGGGGUGGUGCUCUGCUCUGCCAGCGAACAGGGCCACCUGCACGGCAGCUCCCACUCGAGCCCCUUCAAGUUCAAGGUGGUGCUGGUGGGGAUGUACAAACAGGAUCUCAUGGCCUGUGUCUACUCCUCCGAGGCUGGCGUAUGGGGCAAUCUCAUCACCAGAACCGCUCCAUCUGACCUUUUUGCUGACCGUGUUCCCGGGAUCGUUAUUGGUAAUGCUCUUUACUGGUUGUCCUUCAGUGAUCGUAUAGUGGAGUUUGAUUUGGAUGAGCACAACCUAGCCGUCAUCGAGGGGCCUCCUAUUACAUGUGAUUUCCACGAUGGCAGCAGUCAGAUCAUCCAGUCCGAGGAUGGUGUUGUUGGCUUAGCCAUAUUGUCCUACACACGCUUACAAAUGUGGCAUAGAAAUGUUAAUUGCCAUGGUGUUGCCACGUGGGUGCUGUGGAAGACCAUUGAAAGGCAAAACAUUCUUGGGCUCCCUCGGACCAUGGUAAACGGCCUUAUCAUGGGAUAUUCUCAGGAUACUGAUGAAUUAUUUAUAUAUGCGGAAGGCAAUGCAUAUAUGGUUCACCUUAAGUGGAUGCAAUCAAAGAUACUUCCUGGAAUCAAUCAGCAUAUCUAUAAGUACCAUCCUUUCACAAGUUUCUAUACACCAGAUGUUGUUCUGUUAUUCUAUUGCAAAAUCUUCUGCAUUAUGAAAUAUGAAUUACAAAAGGGAGUUAUUUGGCGCAGUCUUAUUUGUCAACUCAUCUAUGUAACGAUUCUAAAAAAAAAACCAAUCUAUGCACAACCAUUUGUGGAUGUGAUGAAGUUGACAUGCUGCACAAUCCAUAGGAUGACUGUCUAGUUUGGAGAGCUAAUCUGCUAUAAUGCUUCAACAGGUGAAACAAGGGCUGCUGCAGUUGUCCGUUGUCAACUGAGUUUGCCUCAUCAAACUCAUCGUAUCACUUUGGUAGAUGGUGUUUUGUGUCUGUAUGCUUUCUAAGAACUUACUGAAUCCAUGGCUUAGUCCAGCCAAGUUUCUAAUGUACCAAGAUUCUUUUGAAGACCUCAUCUAGGGAAUUCAGCUUCCCAGAGUAUUUUCUUUUUAAUACUCCCUCAGUUCCUAAAAAAGCUUCGCAACUUUUUCUAGAUAUGAACUAAUCUAUAGCUAAACAUGUCUAUAUACCUCCGUAUUUAGAGAAAGUUGGGAAGCUUUUUUAGAAACGGAAGGAGUACAUGGUUGUGCUUGGCAGCUCCUGUCUUUGGCGAUGAGUAUUUCAGCCCUAAGCUGAGCUGUGUUAUGAAAAACCAUGUCAUCGCAGUC
Messenger RNA from Lolium perenne, 1841 nucleotides. RefSeq lists its product as uncharacterized. Gene Ontology annotation, molecular function: protein binding. NCBI's taxonomy places the organism in Eukaryota, Viridiplantae, Streptophyta, Magnoliopsida, Poales, Poaceae. The record is from RefSeq and is a predicted model, not a curated record.